GAAGAAACCCAACCAAGGCCACACUGUAAAAAAUGCGGCUGCACUUCAUUGAAAAACUACACAGCCUCCACUUCCGUGUCGGUUUUACCCAACGAAUUUUUUGGACAUUUCCUAAUUAUAAUUCAGAUACAUUAGCUUUACGUACAAAAAACGGUAAAAGUGAAGAAAACCUUGAUCUGAAACCUAUUUCAAAAUUGAUUAUUGCUCAUUUCGUUGCAAGCGAGUGCGUGGAGUGCGUAAAAAACCACCGAGUGUUUAAAAAAGCCACAACAAAUUUUGAAAAUGGAAAAAAAGUUCGUCACUAGAAAUUCGCUACUCACCGACGUCUUCGAACACCCUCGUACUCGCAAUCUUUACAAUGUUUACGUUCUCGCCUUCACGUGCUUUACUUUCUACACAGCAGCAAAAGAGUUCAUCACGACUGGAAGGGUAACGUUGGGGCUUGGGACCAUAAGGACAGGCUUCGCCCAUUUCGAUAAAGCUAUCUUCGUGUGGUUGUGCUACUUCGGAUCAACGUGUGCAGUGUUUUACCUGUUCAAAAUUUGGUCAAAUCUUCGAGAGUUUGUUAAAGAAGUGGCCACAAUCUUCGACUGGUUUGGAGCAACAAGCUUAAUUUUUUACUACUUUUACAGCUUCAAAUUAGUCACUUUCGCUGUAUACUAUUUCGAAUUCAACCCUCCUUGUACAGUUUUCACAACUCUUGAACUCAUUCGACAUUUAAUGAAAGUGCACUCGUUCGUGCGCACCAAAGCCUCACAAACCUCCCCUAACCUCAACUUUUCCAACUAUCUAUACUACCUCUUCGCCCCUACCCUCAUCUACAGAGACGCCUACCCUCGAACGAACUCCAUCAACUGGAACUUCUUCAUUCAGUGUCUUCUCGAAUCCAUUAGUGUCCUUUUCAUAUUCACGUUCUGCGUGAUACACAGUCUCCCAUCUCCUGAAAGAUGGCUCCAAAAAUUUACCAUAAGCGAGGUAUUGCUCGAAAUUGUCGAAAAAAUGGUCUAUGGAACGUUCGCUUUAACGGGCAUAUUUUUCCUUAUCUUCCAUUCGGUACAAAAUCUGUUUGCUGAGAUAUUACGAUUUGGAGACCGUCUGUUCUACUUAGAUUGGUGGAAUGAACACAGUUAUCAUGGUUGGUUGUCGAAAUGGAACAAGAUCGUACAAGAUUGGUUGUACUAUUACGUUUACCGGGAUUUUAAGGUGUACGUCUGUAACAAUAGUUUUUUACCUCGAUUUGUGGUGUUUUUGGUAUCCUUUGGUGUGCACGAGUGGGUCAUGUGUUGCUGGACUGGCGGUUUUUUUCCUUUUAUGUUUCUACUGUUUGUAACCGUGGUGUUUCCGUUAUCGUACUACAACCCCCCUAAAAAUAUCAUUUUUAAUGUUUUUCUUUGGUUUUCUGGUAUUUUAUUGCUAGUCACAGGUCUUGUGUUUUAUACUCUUGAAUGGUACGCCCGUACAAAAAGUCCUUUGAAAGAUCCAACUCUUUGGGACUUUCUUGUUCCUAGGUUUGUAACAUGUGACUGCGUAUUAAGAAGCUAGAUGAAUUUAAACCAGGAAGUGGCUACAGGCUAUAGGACUUAAACCCCAACUAAAAUCUGUGUAAAGAUUUAUUACGACGACAAGAAUUAACACUGAAAGGACAACAUUCAAGAACAUACAACGUGGUACUUAAAAAAUAUAUUCUGUAACAUACGAGUGUU
Molecule: messenger RNA, 1703 nt
Organism: Zophobas morio
Lineage: Eukaryota; Metazoa; Arthropoda; Insecta; Coleoptera; Tenebrionidae
Product: sterol O-acyltransferase 1-like
Exons: 4
Coding region: 283-1542 (419 amino acids)
Biological process (GO): cholesterol metabolic process
Cellular component (GO): endoplasmic reticulum membrane
Source: RefSeq, a predicted model, not a curated record